AUGCGUCAGGUGUGCAGCCGCGAAACCACGCCCUCCAGGAACCUCCAGGAAGCCCCCUGGUGGAAAAAGUGGGAAAGAACCCCAGCCAGCCUUCCCCAGAUCCCAACAGUCUCGCUUUUUCUGACAUUUGGCGGCUGGCUGCACGCUGAUCCGGAACUGUGGAGGGGAGGGACAUGGAGCAGCCUCAUGCAGUGCACCAAAAACCUGCAAUGGGCUGCACAUAUGCGGCAGUGGCAGGGGAGAGUAUGGGCCCAAGCCUGGGACCUUUGGUGGAGGAACCGCAGGAGGUCCGGGGGGUGGAGGGUGACCUUCCAGCAGGGAAGGCAGCAACGGCUGCUGAAGCUGAUCCAGGAGGGGAUCAGCCAGAAUUGUCGCCAGAGCCUGGUCGGCCAGGGCAGGAGGAGAAAGUGGAUGCGGGCCGGACAACAUGCAGAGGCUCAACCCAAUGGGGCCCCUUUUUCGCUGUCGGGCCGCUAUGACAUCCUCACCGGGGAUUCGGGAGAAGGGGAGUCCAGUGGACCGGUGGCUGUAAAGGCUGGUCCUGUGGAGGGCUCCAACAUGGUGACUCUGGUGGAUGGCUAUGGGGUGGAGUCUCGGCCUGUGGAGUUGGGGCUGGCGUCACCUUUAAGCCCAACACACUCUUUUCUGGAGGCCGGAUCGCCCAGCAGUGUGGCCUACCUGCAGGAGUUGGGGUCUUAUGGUCCAGAUGGCUCUCUCGGGGUGGAGGCUGAAGGGACCGUGGGAGAGACUGAAAGAGGUUAA
Messenger RNA from Menidia menidia (Atlantic silverside), 762 nucleotides. NCBI's taxonomy places the organism in Eukaryota, Metazoa, Chordata, Actinopteri, Atheriniformes, Atherinopsidae. The record is from the annotation of a GenBank genome assembly.